CGAAAAUUGUGUGUUUUCUCUCUCUCUCCCACUCUGUGUGCGUGCGUGCGUGUGUUUUUCAAUUGAGUGAUGACUUCUUCUGCAAGUAUUUCUCUAGACGUUGUGUUUAUCUUCAGUUUGAUUCUCGUUUUGGUUCUCUCUUUCUUAAAGCUGAACGAAUUUUUCGCUUUUUUGAAGUUUCAAUAGAACCUUGAACGGCGCGCAAUGUCCGGAGAGUUGAAGGAAGACGGUGCUUGGGUGCCGUUAACGCCGCCGAAAUCUGCUCCGGCGAGAUGCGAAGCUACUACCAGCUCGGCUGAUAAGGUCUUAAAUCACGUCGAUUUUGGUCGUGAAUUUGGGGUUUCCGCCGGAACCUGCUCCGGGGGAGACCAGGGAGCUGUACGGAAUUCCGAUGGUUCUGUGCUGGAAAUUAGGGCACUGGAUUGUGCAAAAAUUGGUGAGGAUUGUGGAGAAAUUGCUUCCGGAAAAGUUGGUUUCGUUGUUGAUGGAAAUCCAGGCUGCGCCGGCGGUUUUCAGUCGCCGGGGUUACUUGGAAAACCAGAGGCCAUAAUCGGUGGGAUUUCAGAAAAUGGCUUGACAAAAGAUUCAAGUGUGCCGAUGAAUCAAACAUCCAGAAAGAGGAGCAGAAAGGCCAUGGAAUCGAACAAAAAGCCACAAAAGAGACCGAAAAUAAAACGACACAGACCUAAAGUCUUUGACGAAACUAAACCGUUGAAGCCUUUAACCCCUAAACCUCGUACUCCAAAGCGCCCUAAACCAGUGAAAAAACAAAUCCCCAAGCCUGUAGCCAGUCCAUUGAAAGAUCUUCGUAUCGAAGAAGUCAGCGAGUAUAAAAGGAAUGGUUCUUGCAGGCAAAAACUGGAUUUCGAAGUGCAAAACUGCGUUGUGAGUCAGAAUAUUCCUACGGUUUGUGACGGGAUACAAAUCGAACCUGAGGCUGAGCCAAAGCAACAGUCUAGCAGCAGAUUCAGUUCUCCGAUAAUUGUCUACCGAAGAGUAUUCAGACCAAACGAGUGUUUGAAAAACAGUAGAAAGACGGGUCCCAACUGUCCGAAAGUAUUCAAGAAAAAGAGGACGAUGCGGAAAAGGGCAAUCGUGUUCGACAAGUACAUUGGAAUAGUUGGUGGUACAGUUCCACCCCCUCGAAAACGGAGAAGAACAGCAGCAGGGAACGAGCCACUGAGCUUGUGCCACAUGGCAAUACAUUUCAAGAGAAAACCUCGAUCUUUAACACAAAGGCGGAAAUCCCCGAAUGCAUGGAUAUCCGUGGGAAAAGUAUCAAAGAAAGUAGGGCCCACCUUGAAUUUAACAUGGAAGGCUACUUUGAAGAAGAAAAGAUCCAAUAAAUCCACUUCUCGGCUGGACUUAUCAUCGUUCGUUAGUGAUAUUUCUAAGCUCCAACUAUCGGAGGCUUUUCUUUUGAAAGCUUUUAGUAUUAGAACCCGAGAUCGCGACGUGGACAAAUUUGCAGCUUGUGUUGAUAUUCAGGAUAAAGUCAUUCAAGAUUUGGAAACAAAAAAUUCGACUGAGAAAGAGGAAAUUCUGAAGGACUGUGUUGUUGUUUCUUGUAAUAAAAUUUCGACUCAACGAGAGGAAAUUCCUCAGGAUUAUGGGCUUUCUUGUAAUGAAAGCAUUCACAGAUGUCUUGCAGACGAGGUUAUGCUUGAGGUUGAAGCAUAUCCACCUGUGAAUGGUGAAACCUCUGAAGUUAAGUGUGCGAAUGAAACACGAUCGUUUUCCGAUAUUGCCACUCCAAACUUUGAGGGCCCGUGUGAUGAAGAAGAGAAUGUCUCGGAAAACGACAAUCCUUCAGAUGAGGCACUAGCAGAAGCUCUGGCUGAUUUUGCUACGGAGAGGAUGGAGUGUCUGAAUAUCGAAGACCGAUGUAAUGAAAUUGUGGUGAGAGAUCAAAAUGCCAACGGUGCGAUUGUUCCUUCCGAAGGAAAAUUUAAUCCAAUCAAGAAACAACGCAAACAGUGGCCAAAGGUUGAACUCGAUCCAGAGUUUAUGCUGGUGGAAAAAUGUGAGGGUGAAAAAGAUACUGAGCAGCAAGACGAAGAUGUCACGGCGAAAUAUUGGAGGGAGCAGAAAGCACUAUUCCGAGGGCGAGUGGACUCGUUUAUGGCCCGCAUGCGUCUUAUUCAAGGUGACAAGCGAUUCUCCAAAUGGAAAGGGUCAGUUGUUGAUUCAGUGGUCGGAGUUUAUCUUACGCAAAAUGUCAGUGAUCAUCUCUCCAGUUCCGCCUUUAUGGCUCUCAAAGCAAGAUUCCCACCUGCACCCGAGACUGAGCACAAUGACUGUGAAGGGGCAUGUGAUUGUGGUCAUGAUAUUCCGCAAGUGAUAAUAACCGAACCACCCGAACCACCCUCUGACAAAUCUGAAGAAGUUCCGAUCACGGAAAAUUGCCCUUCACCGCCCCCAACAAAUCAGGUGCCGCCAUCUGUCAAAUCCGACGAAUUUCCAAUGACGGACAAUUGCCCUUCACCGCCCCCCACCAGUCAGGUGCCACACUCUGACAAAUCUGAAAAAUUGUCUGAAAAUUGCCCUUCACCGGACCCCUCAAAUCGGGUUGAAUUUGAUCAAGAAAAUGGAAUCGGAACUACACCUUCCUUUCAAACUGAAUCUACACCGGGAAAGAAAAAGGGAAAAGCUAAAGAAAAACCUGAAAUCAAUUGGGAUGAAUUGAGGAAACAAACUUUAGCCGGUAAUUCAAGAAAACGAACAAAAGAUGAGGCUGAUUCCGUUAACUGGGAAGCCGUUAGACAAGCACCGGUUGAAGAGCUGGCCAAAACUAUACUGGACCGGGGCAUGAAUAAUUUACUCGCUGCAAGAAUCAAGGAUUUUCUUGAUCGAAUUUAUAAAGAUCAUGGCAGUAUUGACCUUGAGUGGCUAAGAGAUGCUCCUGAAGAUAAAGCCAAGGAUUACUUAUUGAGUAUAACUGGACUUGGAUUGAAAAGUGUCGAGUGUGUAAGGCUAUUGUCGCUUCACCAUCAUGCAUUCCCAGUCGACACGAACGUUUGUCGCAUUUUGGUGCGUCUUGGAUGGGUCCCGAUGAGACUACCCAAAGAUGUUCUGAUACACGACCUGAAUCAGUACCCAUCGUUAGAUGAUGUCCAAAACUACAUUUGGCCACGUUUGUGUGACUACUCGCAACCCGACUUAUACGAACUCCAUUGUCAAUUGAUUGUAUGUGGAAAGGCACUCUGUACGAAGAGACAACCGAAUUGUAAUGCAUGCCCAAUGAGAGGAGACUGCAGACAUUUUGCGAGUGCGUUUGCAAGUACCAGGUUUCGACUUGAUGGCUCUCGAGCGGAAAAUGUGACAAAUGAAUAUCUAACUGCAUCUAGUCAAGGAAGCUCGAAUAUGAAUACAAGUCAACCAGAGAUCUCCUAUUUAGACGGUGAUUUCUCCACAGACGGGAAUAAAAAUAAUAAUACUUGUAAUUCUGAGCCAUUUAUAGAAUUUCCAGAAUCUCCAAAGGCCUCUUCUUCUUCUACGGAAUUUCUAGAGAGAGAUAUUGAAGACUUUGGCGAACCCGAUGAAUCUGAAAUUCCUACAAUUAAAAUUAACAGCGAAGAAUUCAUUAGAAAUGUAAGAAGUAUCAUUGGUGAAGACAAUGAGACGUCAAGAGAACUGGUUAUUUUAAGACCUGAAUUUGCAUCCAUUCCCGUACCCAAACUUAAGGAUGUCAAGCGAUUAAGGACAGUUCAUCACGUGUUUGAGCUUCCGGAUACACACCCUCUUUUGUCAGGGUUCAGGAAAGUUGAAAUUGACGAACCCUCUCCUUAUUUGUUUGCAAUGUGGGCAUCAGAUGAAACUCUGAAUUAUUCCCAAGAGUCGAGACAAGAUUCCAACUGCGAGGAGUUAAUAGCAGGAGAAUCCUCUCAACAAAACCAAAAUGACACGAUAGUUCAUGGAACAAUUAUGAUUCCUUGCCGAACAUUUAAUAGAGGAUCUUUUCCACUCAAUGGGACAUACUUUCAGACGAUCGAGGUAUUUGCUGAUCAUAAAUCUAGUCGAAAUCCAAUAGCUGUUCCAAGAAAAUUGUUGUGGAAUCUAAGGAGACGAUUAUUGUAUUGUGGAACAUCAUUAACAUCAAUAUGUAGAGACCUGUCAACGGAGGAACUUCAACAUAUGUUUUGGAGAGGUUUCAUCUGUGUUAGAGCUGUUGACACGAAGUAUGGGAGAGCAAUGCCACUUGCAAAGAGAUUCCACCAUUGCAAAACAAGGCAUAUUGACGACGAAUGAUUGAAUUUAUAUGGAAAAAGAAUAGAGUAAGUAUAUAUUUGACUAUUUUCAGUAUAUAUUUUGCUUUUGUCUAUGAUAAUUGAUACAAAUUCUUGAGACAUUGACCAGCUAUAAAGCUCGUAAUAUUUCCUCAAUUGUAAAUUUCUUACAAAGGAAAUAGGGCUAAUACUUAAUUAGUGCUAAUUAGUGUCGAAUCAAAUCAUGUUUUUUUUUUUUUUUAUGAUGAUUGUUAUUAUUAUUAUUAUUAUUAUUUAUAAUAGUGGGGCUAAUACCGAUUUGAGGAUAAGCCAAUGGAAUGGAGCAAGAAUUUGCCAAGUAAUUUCAAAAUAUUUAUUUAAUUUGGGAGUAUAUAAAAUAAGGUAUACCUCUAAUACGUAAUUAAAUUCAUAAGCAUAUGCUAAUAAAGGUGGUCGCCAAUUGCUAUAGACAAACCGAUUGUUGAUAAAAUGGGGCCCACUGCUGCAUAUCUGGAUCAUGACUUCCUGAAUUUACUAUUCUUAGCCAAUUAACAGAGAAUCGAAUUAUUACCAUUAUUAAGUUGU
Erythranthe guttata (spotted monkey flower) is the source of this 4790-nucleotide messenger RNA. RefSeq names its product DNA glycosylase/AP lyase ROS1. Gene Ontology annotation, biological process: base-excision repair; chromosomal 5-methylcytosine DNA demethylation pathway. The record is from RefSeq and is a predicted model, not a curated record. Gene Ontology annotation, molecular function: DNA demethylase activity; 4 iron, 4 sulfur cluster binding; DNA N-glycosylase activity. Lineage: Eukaryota; Viridiplantae; Streptophyta; Magnoliopsida; Lamiales; Phrymaceae.